This is a messenger RNA of Schistocerca serialis cubense, 2552 nucleotides long. RefSeq names its product SWI/SNF-related matrix-associated actin-dependent regulator of chromatin subfamily A-like protein 1 (gene Marcal1). Gene Ontology annotation, molecular function: ATP binding; ATP-dependent chromatin remodeler activity. The record is from RefSeq and is a predicted model, not a curated record. NCBI's taxonomy places the organism in Eukaryota, Metazoa, Arthropoda, Insecta, Orthoptera, Acrididae. The transcript is spliced from 13 exons. Bases 288 to 2456 code for a protein of 722 amino acids. Gene Ontology annotation, cellular component: nuclear replication fork. Gene Ontology annotation, biological process: DNA repair; replication fork processing.
UAUUUAAAUCUCUGGUGUGUUUAAAUGCGUUGUUUUGUGUACCAAUGUUUUGUGUAAUGUGUACAAUGUGUCAGAUCAGUGGGACACCUGUUUGGAAAUCGUUAUGAAGUGAAUCAAAGUGUUAAUGUUUUUUAACUUUCGGGUGGUGUCACAAGAAGUUUGUGCGUUAAAGCAGCUUAAACAUCAACACAUCUAUCAAAAUGACUCUUAACAUGUCAACAACCAUUUGAAAGUUGACGAUGACUUAAACAUUUCAGAACUGUAAUAAUUUCUUGUAGUUGUUAGACAUGGCCACAUUGACACCGGAACAGCUGCAGAGAAUUGAAGAAAACAAACGAAGAGCACAGGAACUGAGAAGAAGUAAACUUUUGAACCAGCAGAGUGCCUCAGCAACUGUUUAUCAAAAUAAUAAGAAUAGUUUCUCAGAUACCCAUCAUAAAAGGGCUUCAGAUGUGGUCACAGUGGGACAAGAUACAUUGAAGCGUAGUUCAUCAAGUACCGUUCCAUGUCCUGAAGCACAAUCUCCUAAGAGAGUAGCUUCUGAAACAGGAGAUAACAGACUUCAAGGAGUUAAAACAGUGUUGCCUUUUUAUGGUAACAUACAAGCUAGUUCACAUAAAAACAGUACAUCUUCUACUGAUCUGUGGAUUAAUAAUGCCGCCCACAGUAACGUGCGUGCUGACAAUGAUCAGAACAUUUUUGGCAAAUCACAAUCUUCCAAUAAAAUUACAGGAUAUUGUAAACUUGUUUCAAAAGAUAGGUUUGUUAUAGAUGUUGGCUACCAUAAGCGUAUGAUAGACAUUUUCAAAACUAUGGGAAGUGCAAAAUAUGAUGCACCUUCCAAAAGAUGGAGUUUCCAUAUAAAAGACCACAAUUUGUUGUUGAAAGUACUGGAUGCGGAGCCUGACUUGUCUAUAUCAAAGUUACCAGACAUUGUUUUAAGGACAUUUUUAUCUGCACCUCCUGCACCAGUAAAUUACGAGAUCGACUUGAGUCGAAUAGAUAAACAAUUAGUCGAGAACUUGAUGCCAUUUCAAAGAGAAGGUAUAUGUUUUGGAAUAUCAAGAAAAGGCAGAUGUCUCAUAGCAGAUGAUAUGGGACUUGGAAAGACUGUUCAAGGUCUUGGCAUAGCUCAUUAUUACUAUUCUGACUGGCCUCUUCUAAUUGUCACUCCAUCUUCAGUUAGGUACCUGUGGUUAGAGGCUGUUCUGUCUUGGUUACCCUCUGUACCACUUCACCAUGUUGAAGUAAUGAACACUGGAAAAGAUUACGUUGGUGAUGCCAGAGUUGUGAUACUGUCUUAUGACCUGUUAGCGAGGCAUCACAAAGACCUUAAUCUGUCAAGAUUUGGAAUCGUAAUUUUGGAUGAAUCACAUUUUUUGAAGAACAUAAAAACAGCUAGAACAAAGGCAGCAUUAUUUGUAGCUAGGGGGUGUAGAAGAGUAGUGCUGCUAAGUGGAACUCCGGCACUUUCCCGACCAUGUGAGCUAUACACCCAGAUUGCUGCCAUUGAACAUAACGCAUUCCCAAGUUUUCAAACAUACGGCAUCAGAUAUUGUGCAGGUAAACAAACUAAAUGGGGCUGGGACUUCAGUGGCUCUUCAAACAUGGAGGAACUACAGCUCCUGCUCGAACAUCGUUUCAUGAUUAGGCGCUUGAAAUCUGAUGUCAUCACCCAGCUGCCUUCAAAAAUGAGGCAGGUUGUUGUUUUGAAUCCUUCUUCUAUAAAUAUGAAGAGUGAUGAAGUGGAAAGCUGGUUAAAAAGACUACAUUCCAAACAACUGAGUGGCAUGCAGAGGAGAGGAGCUCUUCUGUCAUUUUUUGCAGCCACAGGGAAUGUAAAACUAAAAGCUGUUAAGGAUUACAUAGCCGAUUUGCUAGAGGCUGGGAAGAAGUUCAUUUGUUUUGUUCACCAUAAGGUUGUGAUGGAUGGUCUUUCAAAAACGAUGGAAGACAAGAAAGCCUCGUACAUAAAAAUUGAUGGCUCAACUACAGCCAGUGAGAGGAAGGCUUUAUGUGACAAGUUCCAAUUUGAUGACAAUUAUUCUGCAGCUCUUUUGUCAAUUACUGCAGCUAAUGCUGGAAUAACUCUAACAGCUGCCAAACUUGUCGUUUUUGCAGAGCUUUUUUGGAACCCUGGUAUUUUAAUUCAGGCUGAAGAUCGUGCUCACAGAAUUGGCCAGAGGGACAGUGUUUUGGUACAGUACCUCAUUGCUAAAGGGACAGCAGAUGAUCAUCUAUGGCCUAUGAUCCAAAAUAAACUGGAUGUUCUCCAUAAAGCUGGCCUAAGUAAAGACAGCUUCAUGCAGUCUGACACAGCUGUUGUGAAGGAUAAAACACAAAGUACCUUGGAGGAUUUCUUUGAUGAACUGAAUGACAGCAGCGACAACCUUCUUGCAGAUGUUGUGGAGGAAAUCGAGUUCAAAGAGGAUAUUUGUUGUGGUGCUACAGUUUGAAAGGAGUAAUAAAGAUGUGACUUGAUUAAUGCAUGCAAAUGUAUUUUUAUAUGAAAUUCUUUUUAAAAAUAUAUCAUUUAAUUUACAUGUAAAUAA